This is a messenger RNA of Salmo salar (Atlantic salmon), 6611 nucleotides long. The record is from RefSeq and is a predicted model, not a curated record. NCBI's taxonomy places the organism in Eukaryota, Metazoa, Chordata, Actinopteri, Salmoniformes, Salmonidae.
GUAUGUGUGUUGGUGUGUUAGCUACAGACCGGGGGAGCUGCCGAGCCUGCCUCUCCAGCGUUCUUGCCUCUCGUUCCAGUGCGCAGCAGUACUUCGCUCCAGUCUUUUGCUUUGUAGCCUACCACCGCUUCGCCGCCUCCUCUUUUUCUUCUCUCCCCGCCUAUGCCUGUCCCGGCAAGCAUCCAGCGAAUGGUCGGUCCACCCCCAGACCCCCUGCAGGGAACAGUGAGAGAGCGGUUCCGUUCUGAGCACACAGCAUACUACUGAAAGCUGCCAAGGGAAGACGUGGAUAAUAAGUGUCGUUGUUGACGUAACCCAGGAUUUUAUUUCGGAGGUAUGCCUGUGCCGGACCAGCCAUCAGAGCAGGAGAAGGGAGCCAGUCUGUUGAGUCCAGGUCUACCAUCAUCUAACGGAGACGGAUCAGACGGGACGGAGACCACCUCCGCUAUCCUGGCCUCCGUCAAAGAACAGGAGCUGCAGUUUGAGAGACUGACCCGUGAGCUGGAGGCAGAAAGACAGAUUGUAGCCACCCAGUUGGAGAGAUGCAAGCUGGGCUCUGAGACUGGUGGAAGUAUGAGCAGCAUCAGUUCGGCAGAUGAGCAGUUUCGCUGGAACACCCAAGCUGAUGGCCAGAAGGACAUAGAGGAUGAGCUGACCACAGGACUGGAGCUGGUCGACUCCUGCAUCAGAUCCCUGCAGGAGUCUGGAAUACUGGACCCUCAUCAAUACAACACAGGAGAACCUCUUCUUUCCCAGAGUUCUUUGCAGCUCAACUCCACCCCAGAGGCUUCGCUCCAGUACUCCGCCAGCUACCAUAGCAACCAGACCCUCGCCCUUAGCGACAGUGCUGCAGCGGCAACCCCACAGCGCAGUGGACAGGUCGGAGGGGCCGUGCACAGCUACAACCAGGUGACAUCUAGUCGUGCGGCCCAGCAGCAGCAGGCAGGGGGAGGGGGAGGUAGUGGAGGAGACUCCUUCUCUCAGAGCCAUGGCAGUGCCUUUCAUCUGCCUGAUGCACAGCUUCCCACAAUCGGUCACUACUACUCCAGUUCCACCCUGCCUGCCCAGCGUGUGAGUUCCCCUCUGACCGGAGGUGGAGGUGGAGGUGGAGGGUCUGGUUCUCCCAGCAAGCUGCAGCGCCUGGGCUCAGCCUCAGACACACUAGGCUACGCUACCACCCAGCGCCUACCUUCCUCCUCCUCAUCCUCACCCAACAAACAGUCCCCAGCCAACCGACUCGCCAAGUCCUACAGCACCACUGGUGCCGUGACAACAACAGGGUCUCCGCUGAGGGUGGGCUCUCCACCCAACUCCAUAGCAACAGUUGCUGCGGGAGGGGCUAGCGCUUCAUCAUCCCCACUACACCUGAUGAGUUCGGGCAUAGGGAGCUACGCUACUCUGUCUCCUAAAAGACUGGCUGCUCACCACGCCUCCGACCAGUACAAGAUAUCCCAUGAGCUCUAUGCUACCGCUACGCUACAGAGGCCUGGCAGUCUGGCAGGUUCCAGGGGUUCCUACAGUAAUCAGCACAGUCACUGUGGUCCAGACUUGCGUCCCCUGGGAUCCCCAGACCACCACAAAGAGCCCAUCUAUGAGGACAGAGUCAACCACUACCACAAAGGACCUAUGAGGGGACUGGGAAACAACACUGCCCCAUCCUCCCCCGGUGUCGACUCCGCCUCUUUACAGCGAGCAGGCAGCCACAGCGCCGGUGGAAGCAGCCACAGCGCCGGAGGAAGUUAUGGUCGUGGGGGUGCCAACAACUACGCUACAGUGGGCCCAGGCUAUACAGCAGAGGCCUAUGCUACGGACCCCUACACUGCAGAUCCCUACCGUACACUACAGUACUGCCCAUCUGUAGAGUCUCCUUACAGCAAAUCUGGACCAGCCAUGCCACCUGAGGGCACACUGGCUAGAUCACCAUCUAUAGACUCCAUACAGAAAGACCCGAGGGAGUUUGGAUGGAGGGAUCCAGAGUUACCUGAAGUGAUUCAGAUGCUGCAGCACCAGUUUCCUUCAGUCCAGUCCAACGCUGCAGCCUACCUCCAACACCUUUGCUUCGGAGACAACAAUAUCAAAUCAGAGAUUCGUCGUCAGGGUGGGAUCCAGCUGCUGGUAGACCUGUUGGACCACCGUAUGAGUGAGGUCCACCGGAGUGCCUGUGGAGCCUUGAGGAACCUGGUCUAUGGCAAGGCCAACGACGACAACAAGAUCACCCUGAAGAACUUUGGGGGCAUACCUGCCCUGGUACGCCUGCUACGCAAGACUGGAGACGUGGAGAUACGAGAACUGGUCACAGGUGUGUUGUGGAACCUGUCAUCGUGUGACGCCCUGAAGAUGCCAAUCAUCCAGGAUGCGUUGGCCGUUCUGACCAAUAGCGUCAUCAUCCCCCACUCUUCCUCCUGGGACUCCUCCCACAAUCUCCAUGACGACCGCAAGCAACACACACACACCUCCCAGGUGCUCCGCAAUGCCACUGGCUGCCUCAGAAACGUGAGUUCUGCUGGAGAGGAGGCCAGGAGGAGGAUGAGAGAGUGUGACGGACUGACAGACUCUCUCCUCUACAUCAUACAGACCGCUCUGGGCAGCAACGACAUCGACAGCAAGACCAUAGAAAACUGUGUGUGUAUACUGCGUAACCUGUCCUACCGACUGGCAGCGGAGACAUCUCAGGGCCAGCAGCUGGGUUCAGAAGAGCUGGACGGUCUGCUGUGUGACGCCAACGGACGUGACGGAGAGACCUCAGGCUGCUGGGGAAAGAAGAAGAAGAAGAAGAAGGGACAGGACCAGUGGGAUGGUGUAGGCCCUCUCCAAGACUCAGCUGACCCUCCUAAAGGGGUGCAGAUGUUAUGGCACCCGUCCAUAGUGAAGCCCUACCUCACCCUGCUUUCAGAGUGCUCCAACCCUGAUACACUGGAGGGAGCGGCUGGAGCACUGCAGAACCUGGCUGCAGGCAGCUGGAAGUGGUCUGUGUAUAUCCGGGCUGCGGUGCGUAAAGAGAAAGGCCUUCCUAUCCUGGUGGAGUUGUUGAGGAUAGACAAUGACCGUGUGGUGUGUGCCGUGGCCACUGCACUCAGGAAUAUGGCCCUGGACAUCAGAAACAAAGAACUGAUAGGUAAAUACGCCAUGCGUGACCUGGUCCACCGGUUACCUGGCAGUAGCAGCAACAGUACCGGGGGCAGUACCGGGGGCCCGAUGGCACCCGGUAAGACCAUGUCAGACGAUACGGUAACGGCUAUCUGCUGCGCUCUGCAUGAGGUCAUCACUAAGAACAUGGAAAAUGCCAAAGCACUAAGAGACGCUGGCGGGAUAGAGAAACUCAUCGGCAUCGCUCGCAGCAAAGGAGACAAACACUCAGCCAAGGUGGUGAAGGCUGCAUCUCAGGUGCUCAGCAGUAUGUGGCAGUACAGAGACCUACGCAGCCUCUACAAGAAGGAUGGUUUCUCUCAGUAUCACUUUGUUGGUUCUGCCUCUACGAUAGAGAGAGACAGACAGAGACCCUACUCCUCCUCUCGCACCCCCUCUGUGUCCCCCGUACGAACCUCACCCAACAACCGCUCAGUAAGCGCCCCGGCCUCUCCCAGAGAGAUGAUGAGUAUGAAGGAUCGCAAGCCCGAAAACGACUCCACGGCAACCAACGCAGGUUUCCACAGCAACAAAGGAGAGCACACAUCCCGGAAAGACGCCAUGGCAGUCCAAAUCUCCUGUGGAACAUCCACGUUGUUCCGGAACUCUUAUGUAACUGCUAAUGACGACAUUAAACACAACCAGUUUUUAUUUCCUCUCCAGAUCCCUCCUCAGCCCAUGACCAUAGCUCCGCAGGCAGACUGCUCCUCUACACCUCUAAAAGACUACGACACGUUCCCUCCAUCCCUCCCUCCAUCCUUCCCUCCACCGCAGAACCCCGGCCGCAUGCUGGAUGAGUCCUUCUUCGAGCCUCCAGACCAGCCCCUCCCCCAGCCCCCGUCUCAGGCUGCCACCGACCUCCGGAUGCACCUGGGCCUCAAAUCCACCGGCAACUACGUGGACUUCUACUCUGCAUCCCGGCCCUACUCCGAACUCAACUACGAGACCAGCCACUACCCGGCUUCGCCUGACUCCUGGGUCUAGAGACAGGAGUCACAACUUAUCUCUGGUCCUGGAGAGACAUAGGCUUGUGAAGGCUUUAGCUCCAGCCUUGCAGUAACAACACCUGAUUCAAGUAAUUGAAGUGUUAUGAACAGUUGUUUUUAGGAUAUCAGGUUUAUUAGUGCUGGACUGGAACAAAAGCCUCCAGGACUGGGAGUGAAAACACUGAUGUAGAGUAAGGUGGGGGUGGGAGGUUAAUAUUAGUUACUAACCGCAGCAGAGAUUGAGGGGGUAGAGGAGGGAGGUGCCAGGGGGUUGUUAGGGACUGAGGCGUGAAGAGAGACUGUGCAUGUGCAUGAAUACCACAAUACAUUUUCUUUCUACCAGUUCAGUUUGUUCAAAGCUUGUUCCACUGGGAAAGUGAAUGUAUGGAUAUGUCAAAAGGGAGAGAAAGAAAGAGAGAGGGAGAGAGAGAGCCUUGACGGAAAGAAAGAGAAAGAGAGAGAGAGAGAGUGAAGGCCUUGACGGAAAGAAAGCGAGAAAACAAGUGAAUGAUGACGGAGGGCUCUUACACUGACCUUCAGAAAGGAGGAGAAGAGACGAGGUGUGGAGAAAUGGAGGAGAGGAAGAGUGGCGGUGAGGGUUCUUUGCCAAGUCGGGAUGAAAAGCGACAGAACAGAGAAGGGAGAGAGGGAUGAGUGGAAUACACCAAGGAGUGUACAGGAAAAACUAAGGGAGCAGCUUUCCACCCAUUCAUUACAUUGACUUCUGACUUUCACCUUUCUAUGGAAUGUCCUCUAUUCAAGAAGACUCUUCCAGCCAUUUUAUUUUCACAUAUUUUUUAUUUGUAUUUUUUUAAGUUGUGGAUGUAUAGUAUUUUUGGUGUACAGUACAGUACAGUGACAGUUGAGAGACUUGUGUGGUAUUGUGUAUAUUACACGAGUCACUAGCGACCGACCACUGCAUAUUGUUAGUUUGUAACAGGAGAGGCUGAGAAGAAAACACACACCAUUUGGAACAAUGUCUAUCAAUGAUCACUGUCUCCCUUUCCCAACCCACAUCUGUUCGAACAGCCAGUGGUUGACUAGCAGUAUUGUCUGUUCUCUGAUCACGAAAAAUGUCUGUCCAAAGCAGUUCAAGACCGACUACAACACCGAUGACAUCAUUCCACACUCCUUCUUGACAGACUGCUUUUUCACUGCCUAAACAAUUAGAUGUAGAUAUUUGAAAUAUAUGGUUCUUGUUUCUCCGUUUCCACACUCUGAUAUUUGAUUUUGAAGAUACAGUAUUUAAAAGUUCUGAAUUAAAAGGGUUUUGUCAUCCACAGUUACAUGAUACAAUCUGUCCCUUGUACAAGAACCAACCUUCUGCUUUCUAAGAUGUUCUACUAGGUUGUACGUACCACCACUGUACAUUAGAGAGAGAAGUGACAUUGUGCCAAACUUUGCCCUCUCUGGUUCCAGCCCUAGACUGGAGGAUGUAUGCGACUCUCAGUUGACGUUUACAGACCAUGACCAGUCAUUCUCUCUCUUGUUUGUAACUGCUUUGGUUCCUAACUGUGUUUUGAUGGGAGUAAGCUAUACACUACCUACAGAGGGGUAUCACUAUAGAAAGGGGUACGUACGUCUCCUUCUUAAAUUAACAGACCUGCCUAUGUUAGUUGAGCGUGUAUGUGUGUGCGUGUGUGUGUGUGUGUGUGUGUGUGUGCAUGUGCGCGUUUGGGUGUGUGUCUUGAUCAAUGUCUGAAAGAAGAGGCAUCCCUACAGAUAAGAGUCAGAUUUUACAAAACACAACCCAAAGCAAAAUUCACUUGACUGACAUGUCCAUAGAGAAUGAAUGACAAAUCUAUAUAUACAGUGCCUUCAGAAAGUAUUCAUACCCCUUGACUUAUUCCAUAUUUUGUUGUUACAGCCUGAAUUCAAAAUGGAUGAAAUCUUUUUUUCUUCUCAUCCAUCCACACACAAUACCCCAUAAUGACAGUGAAAACAGGUUUUUAGAAAUGUUUGCAAAUGUGUUGAAAAUGAAAUACAGAAAUAUUUCACACCUUUGGCAGCGAUUGUGAGUCUUUCUGGGUAAGUCUAAGAGCUUUACACACCUGGAUUGUGCAACAUUAUACCCGUUAUUAUUUUUGAAAUUCUUCAAGCUCUGUCAAAUGUGUUUUCAAGUCUGCCAUAGAUUAUUUAUUUGUAUUUAUUUUUUCCACCCUUUUUCUCCCCAAUUACGAUCUUGUUUCAUCGCUGCAACUCCCCAAUGGACUCUGAAAAGGUGAAGGUUGAGUCAUGUGUCCUCCGUAACAUGACCUGCCAAACUGCGCUCCUUAACACCCGCCCACUUAACCCGGAAGCCAGCUGCACCAAUGUGUCAGAGGAAACACCAUUCAACUGACGACGGAAGUCAGCUGGCAGGCGCCCAGCCUGCCAUAAGGCGUCGCUAGAGCGUGAUGAACCAAGUAAAGCCCCCUCGGCCAAACCCUCCCCUAACCCGGACGACACUGGGCCAAUUGUGUGUCAGCCUAUGGGACUCCCGGUCAUGGCCGGUUGUGA